This is a messenger RNA of Thrips palmi, 4508 nucleotides long. RefSeq names its product SWI/SNF-related matrix-associated actin-dependent regulator of chromatin subfamily A containing DEAD/H box 1 homolog (gene Etl1). The record is from RefSeq and is a predicted model, not a curated record. Gene Ontology annotation, molecular function: ATP-dependent chromatin remodeler activity; DNA binding; ATP binding. NCBI's taxonomy places the organism in Eukaryota, Metazoa, Arthropoda, Insecta, Thysanoptera, Thripidae. Gene Ontology annotation, cellular component: nucleus. The transcript has 18 exons. The coding region runs from base 518 to 3310 and encodes 930 amino acids.
AACUCGGCGGUGAGAAAGUCACCACCGAAGGAAGAGCUAUUGCCCAGACUAUUAUUCAUCGCAAGUAAAAACAUCUUUAUCGUUUUGAAGAUGCGUUAAAAUUCAUCAAAGAUGAUUCCGUGUGGCCUUUACUUUUCAUUCACCUCGAUUUGGUCGCACUUUUCAGGAAGUCCCAAACAGAUUUUUCCCGCCGUGGGCUCCCCCCUCCUCGUCUCUCCCUCCCCUUCCCCCACGUGUUUAAGGACGCAUCUCUCCUUUCUGAUUCGCAUUUGCAUCCUCAACCGCGGACCGCGGCUUGCUCUGCAAAACUGCAGGCGGAUUGUUUGUUAAAUUUUCUUUAAAACGAGAGAAAUCCGCUGUUGUCGUCGCUUUUUUUGAAGCACCGAUCAUCCCUUAAAGUAAUGACUGUUCUUAAGUAUCCAUAUGUAUUGAAUAAUAAGAGGAGAUAGUGGUGUGCUGUUCAAGACAGUCGUUCUCUAAACGGAGGCUUUGUUGUCGGUUCUAACAGCAGAUCAGCAUGUCUGGCAGUACCAAGGAAUCAUCCCCGUCGGAAGCAGCAAAUCCACUUCUUGAAAGUCUGAGAAGAUUUAAAUUUUUGAAAAAGUCACUUCUUGAUAGUCAAAAUUUGCCUCCUGCAAAAUCUAAAUCAAAUCCUGAAUGUGUAGACCUAGACGCUUCUGACAAUGAACAGCAUUCAAAGAAAAACAAGGAGAAAGAAUUGUCAAGUGGCUCAACUUUAUCAGUUUCCAGUCCGACUAAACAAAAUGGUAUCAAAUUUGGAGAUGAAAGCCCUCCAGAUAGUCCAGUGAAACCAGGAAAGAGAAAAGCCAAGGUUCUUAGUUCAGAUACUGAAGAUGAGUCUCCAAAGCCCAAUGGAGUGCGAGGAUCUAAGAAGCGUAAGUCAAUAGAAGUUGAUGAAGAAGGGCGGACUAGUGUAGAGAAUGCAUUAAUUCAACUUCUUAGUUCGUUUCCUGGGCAAGAUAUCUUAAUUUUGCAAGAUGCUCUUUCUAGAGCUAAAUGGGAUGUUGAACAGGCAAAGAUAGACCUUGCAAAAAGGUUAUCCGAUGACACCGCCAAUACCAAUACCAAUACCAAUGGUAGUGCAAAGACGCCCACUACCAACAAGAAAGUCAAUGGCUCCAGCAAAGCCAGUAAGAAAAAGAGGAAAGCAGACCUGGAUUCUUGUGAAGAGGAUAAUGAAACUGAUGAGGAUGAUGAUGGCCGAGGAUUCAAGAAGACUAAAUUAUACGACAGUGAUGCUGACUCAGAUGAAGAGAUUUCUGAUGAAAUGACAGAUGACAAACGUCAAGUUCUUAAUUUUCUGUCUGAAGCAGAUGUUGGUGAACUAUAUCAAAUGAGUAAUUGUUCUAAGAAGAAAGCUGAAUUAAUUAUAGAGUGCCGUCCAUUUGAAGGCUGGAAAGAUACUGUUGAAAAGCUUGAGAAGAAAAGUGGUUUGGGUGCUGGAAUUUUGAACAGUGCUCAGGAAUUGCUUCGAACAAGAAAGGUAGCUGCUUCACUCAUAAAAAAGUGUUCUAAGCUAUCAAGUCAGAUGGAAACAGCUAUAUCCACCGGGCUCUCAAACCUUCACAAGAAACCAAGCAUCAUGUCUGAAAAUUUGAAACUGUCAGAUUAUCAAUUAGUGGGCUUAAAUUGGUUGCUCAUGAUGAAUACCCAUCAAGUCAAUGGGAUUUUAGCAGAUGAAAUGGGUCUCGGUAAAACAGUGCAAGUCAUAGCUUUUCUCUCGUAUUUGAAAGAGAACAAAUUGAACAUUCCAGGAAAGCCUCACAUUGUCGUUGUCCCAUCUUCUACAUUAGAAAAUUGGCAAAACGAAUUUAAGAGGUGGUCUCCAUCUUUGAAUGUAGUGGUUUAUCAUGGAAACCAAGAGGAUAGGAAAUAUCAAAGAAUUGAGUGGUCUAAGGAGGGGUUUGGUGACACCGAAGUUGUUUUAACCACGUAUGCUAUGGUUACCAGUGUUUCAGAAGAGAGAAAAAUGUUUAGAGUCAUACCAUUGCACUACGCCAUUUUUGAUGAAGCUCACAUGCUCAAAAAUAUGUACACUCAAAGGUUUGAAAACCUGAUAAAAAUCAAUGCUCCAAACAGGAUACUCAUAACAGGCACUCCCCUUCAAAAUAAUUUGCUGGAACUUAUGUCUCUUUUGGUGUUUGUAAUGCCCAAAAUGUUCAAGGGAAAACAAGAGACAUUGAAGACACUUUUUACUAAAGCACCUAAACAAAUCAAGGAUGACAGUGAAAGUGCAAUGCCAAAUUUUGAGCGCACCCAAAUAGCACAAGCUAAGCAUAUCAUGAAACCAUUCGUUUUGCGAAGGCUGAAGCGUGAUGUGUUGAAAGACUUGCCAAAGAAGACAGAGGAAAUACUUAAGUGUCCUAUGACCAAAGAUCAAGAGAGAACUUACAAAGACCUCAUUGCUGAUUUUUCCAAGCAAGCAAAUGAGGAAUUGAAUGAUGAACAAAGUGAGCCAUCUGAAAGUGGAAUGGCAAUGUAUAUGAAGCUGAGGCGCCAAGCAAAUCACCCACUGCUUUUGCGACAUCACUUUACGGAAGAUAUCUUGAAGGACAUGGCCAAGAGACUUCAAGCUGAUGUUAGAUACAAGGAUGUUGUAUUUGAUUAUAUUCUGGAUGAUCUUUAUUUCCUCUCAGAUUUUGAUUUACACAAAUUGUGUCUUGAAUACAAGUCCUGUUAUAGUUUGCGUCUUCCUCCGAGUGUAAUGGGGGAAUCAGGCAAAUUGAUUGAGAUCGAUAGAAUGCUCCCAAAAUUGAAAGGAGAUGGGCAUCGUGUUCUUAUUUUCUCUCAGUUUGUAAUUGUGCUGGAUGUACUUGAAGAACAUUUCAAAAACAAAGGUUACAAAUUCCUGCGCCUUGAUGGAAAUACACCCGUCACCACAAGACAAGAUCUUAUUGACGAGUAUAAUCAAGAUCCAUCUAUUCUUAUAUUCAUGUUGUCAACCCGUGCAGGUGGUCUUGGAAUUAACCUGACCACUGCUGAUACUGUAAUAAUCCAUGAUAUAGAUUCUAAUCCACACAAUGACAAACAAGCAGAAGACCGUUGUCAUCGCAUUGGCCAGACAAAACCAGUGAAAGUAAUCCGUCUUGUAAGUGAAGGAACAAUAGAGGAAAGUAUUCUAGUUUUGUCUCAAGAAAAAUUACUGUUAGAACAGGAAGUCUCUGGCAAUGAAGAUAAUGAACAAUCCGAGAAAAAAAAUGUGGCUAGACUGCUUAAGCAAGCCCUGGGGCUAGACAACAAAAGCAGUCCCAGUUCUUCCAAGCAACUUUCAAAAUCGAACUCCAAAUGAAGUAUACCACAUUCUCUUCAGUAAUUCAGCUCAGUUCUCUGUGAUCAUAUUACCUGUGUUUUAAACUUCCGUACAAAUUUCGUUUAUCUUCUUAACUUUUUCUUAAUCAAUUUUAAUUUAUAUUGAUGAUGGUUGCAUCAUAAGUAUUUUAUUAUUUGCUUAUUUUACAUUGCUUUAACUUAUGGGCAGGGUAUGUUGGAGAAACCACUGUGUCUGUACCCUGUUCACUGCCUAUCAUGUUUUAGUUAAUUCCUGUUUUUUUUUGUUUUUUUUUGUUAUUUUUAAUAAUAUUUAAGUUUUAAAUUUUGCACUGCAUUUCAUAUAGGGUCCAGGUAUGGUUCCAACCACCUUAAACCCAUCUUACUUUGUUUAGAGGUUGGAUGGUAGAUCUCUUAGUUCUGGUUCAUGGAUGCAGUGUUUAUUUUUCAUCAGUUAGCAAUAUUAAUUUCUCUUGCAUUUUAAAUCAGACAAGUCAGAUUAGGCACAAAUCUCACAUUCCUCUACUCUUUUUUGUUGUUCUUAAUUAGUUUAAGAGUAUGUCCUUUCGGAACAUUUCAAUCAUGUUAUAUUCCCUUGUGUGUUUUCUUUUUCAUGGUCACAAGAUGGUAUUUAUAUUGUAUUGCUGUGAAACUUUCUGUACAAAUUAUUGUGAUACAUGUUACAUUAUUGUAUUAGUGUCUGUCCCCACUUAAUUAACUUCAUCUCUUCUUUUACCUGCUGGACAGGUGAGUUCCUUUGUGAUGGGAGUGUGCACAAGUGUCAUUAAUUUCUGUGCACGCACUUAUAUUUGUGUAGAGAAGAGAAGAGGGAUGGCUUUGAUUUGCUGAGGAUUUCUUAGCAACAUUGCAAGAGCUGGUGCAUAAACACAGGGCAGUGGCAACUUCGGCCAAUGAUUCUUGCCUGGCGGGUUUUAUUCUUCGUUCCCCUCCCACAGUUGUCUAAUGCCAGGUCAGGGGUGUGUGGGUUAUGCAAUUAGCCAUUGAGUGGUUGUGGGCCGUACUGGCAAAAGUGUAGAUAAUGAUAAGUCUAGCUGGAGGUGAAAAGUUCUGUCUGAGGCCUUUGACUUUGUAUCACACUGAAGUAAGUUAUAAAGCUGUCUAUUGAUUGAUUGUGAUACCUUCGUGUACACAUAGGAUCACCCUGAAUACUCAAAUUAAUUUUUAUUUUUCAUUCAAUAAAGUAGGUGCCCUAUUUCUUA